GCUGGGGGAGGAGACUGACAUGGUCGUAUAGAUAGGACAAAUAAACUAUCGACAGGAGGGGGUGGGCGGAAGCAGAAAAAGGAAAUUCCCUUCUGUCUUUUCCUUUCCCCUUCCUCAGCAUCUUGCGCUGCGCAGUGUUUGCGACACCACCUGGGAGCUGUGCGCAUUUUCUCGCUGUCUGAAGCGACCAGAGAGCGAAGAAACACUGCUGCCUGCAAACCAAGGAAUAACCAUUGCGGCUUUUUUCCCCUCUCAUUUUUAAAGCUUUUUUUAUAUAUAUAUAAAAAAAGAAGAAAAUAAAUGCACUAAUGUGGAAGCAAAGGCAAAACUGAUGCCCGCUCCAAACAGGAUAUUUGACCAGGCUACAUUCCGUUAUUAUACUGAAACACAUUUUCAUCGCUCUGCAGCAUUUUUUCAUUGGUCUAUUUCAGAAAUAAUUGCUGCGGACUGAGCAAACAGCUUUCAUUGCCAGUUGCCUGUUACAUAACCGGGUGGCUUUAGCUGUCCAAGGUGCUGAACUGACCGCUCCGAACCUAUAACGGAACAAGCCGGGGGGGAAUUCUCAACCUCGCAAGGUCACAGGCCUAUAUCAGUCUGGGGAGGAGAAAAGCACGAGAUCCGGUCACAGAACCACCGGGACACCGCUGGGUUUUAUUCAAGUCUUUUACAUCGUAUCGUGGUCGAGAGACACCCCGUUUUCCUGAGCUGGUCGAUUCGGCGGAGAGAAAAUGUCGGGGCAGACGCUCACGGAUCGCAUUGCCGCUGCGCAAUACCAGCUAACGGGAUCAGAUAUGGCCCGCGCUGUCUGUAAAGCCACCACUCAUGAGGUGAUGCCGCCUAAGAAGAAGCACCUGGACUACCUGGUGUCGGCCACCAAUACCACCAACGUGAACAUUCCUCAGAUGGCUGACACACUAUUCGAGCGAUCCACCAACGCCAGCUGGGUGGUCGUCUUCAAGGCCCUCGUCACCAGUCAUCACAUGUGUGUCCACGGCAAUGAGAGGUUCAUUCAGUAUUUGGCUUCUAGGACCUCCUUGUUCAACCUCAGCAAUUUUAUCGACAAAACUGGCUCUCACGGCUAUGACAUGUCCACGUUCAUCAGACGGUACGGACGAUACUUGAAUGAGAAAGCGUUCGCCUACCGCCAGAUGGCUUUUGACUUCACCAGAGUCAAGAAGGGUGCUGAGGGCGUGAUGAGGACCAUGACCACUGAGAAGCUGUUGAAAGGCAUGCCUGUUCUGCAGACUCAGAUUGACACACUCCUGGAGUUUGAUGUUCAUCCCAAGGAGCUGAACAAUGGGAUCAUCAACGCUGCAUUCUUGCUUCUCUUCAAGGACCUGGUCAAACUGUUUGCGUCCUACAAUGAUGGCGUCAUCAAUUUAUUAGAGAAAUACUUCAAGAUGAAGAAGAGUGACUGUAAAGAGGCGUUGGAGAUCUACAAGAGGUUUCUGACUCGGGUGACAAAGAUUGGGGAAUUCAUGAAGCUGGCCGAGACGGUUGGAGUUGACAAAAAUGACAUUCCUGAUAUCAACUACGCUCCCAGCAGUAUUUUGGAGUCUCUGGAAACACACAUGAACGGUCUGGAGGAUACAAAGGGAGGAAAGAAGGGGUCACCAACAAAGGGAUCUCCGACAAACAACGUAUCUCCAACAUCGACUCCAGCCAAAUCUUCAAACGCUGUCCCUGCACUGCAGCCUCCUCCUGGGGAGAGUGCUGGUGCUGCCGCCGCCCCCUCUUCUGCUCCUGAGCCAGUCGAAGACUCCCUGUUGGAUCUGGAUCCUCUGUCCUCCUCGGGCCCCUCAGCACCAUCAGCUGCCCCCACAUCUUGGGGCGACCUUCUUGGAUCGGAAAUGGGCGACUCCUUGCUAUCUGAACCCACCCUCACAGCAGAGCCCGCCCCCUCCUCUGCAGCAGCGACACCCACUCCUGCAGCGGCAGAACCCGGGGUCUCUCUAGCUCCUCCCACUAGCACAGCAGCUGCCACCUCCCCUGGUGCCGCCAAUAUGGAUCUGUUAGGAGAUGCCUUUGCAACACCUGCUCCUGCCGCUGAGGCCUCUGCAGCAGCAGCAGCAGCAGCACCUGAGGGUGGGGCUGCAGCUACAUCUGCCCCAGCUGCCAACGCUGGAGCUGACCCCUUUGCUUCCUCAGAGGGAAACGUCAACGCGGCAUCCUCAGGUGUCGACCUCUUCGGCAUGAUAACUGUGGAGAGUAAUAACGCGGGUAGUUCCCUGGAUGCCUGUUUUAGCUCUGUGGUGCCCCAGUCCUCGCCCUCUCCUUCCCCCUCACCGCUCUUCACUUCUUCAUUCAGCACCAUCACCACCACUGCAACCAUUUCACCUCCCAUUGCCCCCAGCACUACCGACCCUACGACUGACCUUUUAAGCGAUCUCUUUGAUUCCAUGCCAGACACGAGUUUCACCAAAGCAGAGCCUGCGCCCAGUGUUGACUUGUUUACAGCAGCAGAUGUGUUCAUCUCCCCCGCCCCCCCAUCCAGCACUGACACAGGAGCCAUCAUGAACCUGUUUGGUGAGUCAACAGGAGGAGACGCAUCAGCUGCCGCUGCUGCUGCUCCUGCUGCCCCCGGUGCUGAGCUCAUGUCAGUAUUUGACGUACUAGGGGACGUCAUGAAGCCCACUGUGACUCCCCAAGCCGGCGAUGUUGACACCUCUAUGGCUAACAUGGCGAGUAAUCUCACGAUGGGAACCGCAGCAGCCCCUCAGGUAGCUCCCCCCAGUUGGGGUGCUCCCAUGGCCGGCGCUCCCAUGAUGCCCAUGGUGAGGCCAGGAUUCCCAGCCACCGGAGCAGCAGCCCCGGGAGCACCGAUGUCUCCUGGAGCGGCCCAGAGUCCCAGGAAGCCUCCACCACCGAGGAAUGCUCUGGAUGACCUCAAUAUCAAAGACUUCAUGUAGGCCGACUGAUCCGGAAACCCCCGAGGUUUAUUGUAUGUGGAGCUCCGUGGAUGUGGAUGUCUGCACUCCCCCCACUGCCUCCCCUCAGUCACGCCCCAGUCCUUCAGCCAACCAGCCAUCAAAUCUUACGAUCUUUGCCCUCUGACCUCCCACCAGCUGCGAUCCCCUAAAAACGAAACCUGCCCUCCUUAUCUAAUGUUGUAGCACAACUGUGAAUGUGAACCCUAGAUACAGAAAACAAGAUUCUGUUUACGUGUGUGUGGGUGUGUGUGUAAUUCGGUGUUAUCCUUUACUUAAUAUACCACUGGGAAAAAAAAAGAACAAAAAAAAAAAGAUAAAUGUGUAUUUAGAUUCACUCUGAAUAUCUGCAUAUCAGCUGACUUGGAAUGGUGGAUAUAUGUUGGUUUUUUUGCGCAUCUCCCAUAUGAGGACUGUGUUGUUAAAUGUGGACUGUGUUCAGUGUGUGUAACUUCACUGGCCAACCCCCCCUCCCCCCCCACCCCUCACCCCCGACUCUCCCACUCCAAACUAAUAUUGAGCUGUGUUUAUGUCAUUUAAGACUUGGUUGUUUCUAUAUCUGCCCGCCCAUCCAUCCAUCCUCCCACCAGUUGCUGUUUUUAAAAAUGAUUCUUAUCUGAAAACGACUCGCACUCCAAAUCUGGAUUCAUCACGGAACACGUGGAACAGUGUGCAGUUUCGUCUUCACUUUAUCUUUUUUUUUUUUUUUUUUUUGUAGGGAACUGUAUGGACCUGCGAAACACUUGUGAACUGUGUUCAAAUUGACAUAAUGCGUUUUAGACAAUUUUAAAUGAUUAUAGAUUAUACAUAUUUUCUUUAUUUUGAGAGUAUACAAUAUAUCAUAUAUUUUUUAUUUAUGUCAAGGUUGAAAAAAGGAAAAAAAGAAGAAGUCAAGACUCAAAAUCGUUCCCUCCUUUGAACAUGUACAUUUCAAUCUGAAGUCAGAGUGAGUAUUGAAUGGACACUUUGUCCCAAGUUUAUCUAUUGUUCCCUCUUCAGGUCUGGAGUGAUAUUGCAUUCUAGCAUGCAACACAAGUCCACCUGGGAUGUGUUCUGUGUCGCGCUCUCUAAGAGCUUUGUUUCAUCGACUCCGUCUCCACAAAAACUGACUAAACGUUAGGGUGGAAGUCAACGAGACGAGUUACGUGGCCUCAGACGCAGCCGUGGCCGGUGCAUUUGUUCAUUUACUGUUACUGGAACUGUCUUGGGGACUCAUUCCGUAAGAUACUCACGUUUAUGCUGAAUGUUCUGUGUGUUGUUUUCUGUUUUGUUUUUUUUCUCUCCCCCCCCC
Messenger RNA from Solea solea (common sole), 4218 nucleotides. Its product is annotated as clathrin coat assembly protein AP180-like. The coding region runs from base 729 to 2909 and encodes 726 amino acids. The record is from RefSeq and is a predicted model, not a curated record. The transcript is spliced from 25 exons. Gene Ontology annotation, biological process: clathrin coat assembly; synaptic vesicle budding from presynaptic endocytic zone membrane; clathrin-dependent endocytosis. Gene Ontology annotation, molecular function: phosphatidylinositol-4,5-bisphosphate binding; SNARE binding; clathrin heavy chain binding. Gene Ontology annotation, cellular component: synaptic vesicle; clathrin-coated vesicle; extrinsic component of presynaptic endocytic zone membrane. NCBI's taxonomy places the organism in Eukaryota, Metazoa, Chordata, Actinopteri, Pleuronectiformes, Soleidae.